Molecule: messenger RNA, 813 nt
Organism: Symsagittifera roscoffensis
Lineage: Eukaryota; Metazoa; Xenacoelomorpha; Acoela; Convolutidae
Product: trithorax group protein osa-like
Exons: 2
Coding region: 1-813 (270 amino acids)
Source: RefSeq, a predicted model, not a curated record
AUGCCAACACUGUGUGCACAUGCAGAACUGAAAGGUAUGUCCUGGUUACCUCUGUUCCUUAUCUUGCUGGCGGUAGCAGAAGUUUCAGCUUCUGGUUUAAGCGGUCCUGGCUCUAAUCCUGGCUCUAAUGACUACGACUAUGUUGCUGCUGCUGCAGCAGCAGAGAGCCUUACUGGCAUGGUUGUUUUAAUCUUUAUCUGCUGUGGAUGUUGUGCAAGCUGUGGGGUUGCAAUAUAUUUUUGCUGUGUAAGACAAGGUCGUCAUGGUCAGACAGGAAGGGUCAUAACUGCUCCCGAAGCUACGGGCCAAUUACAAACGACAAAUUGUGGACAGAAUCAGGCAAAGACACCCUCUCCCGUUUACCCUCCUAAUCCACCCUACCCAACAGGUGCAAGUAGUGCACCGUACCCCACGCAACCAGCGGCUGGGGCCUAUCCGCCACACCCUUCUCAACCAACAGUUGGGGCAUAUCCGCCCUACCCUUCUCAACCAGCAGUUGGGGCAUAUUCGCCCUACCCUUCUCAACCAGCAGGUGGGGCAUAUUCGCCCUACCCUUCUCAACCAGCAGGUGGGACCUACGCGCCCUACCCACAAAACCCUUCGUACCCAGGAGGUCAUAAUGCGGGUUAUCCUAAUAUGGACAAUCCUCCCAGCCAUGGUGCAGGAGGAACUCAGCCGCCGAGUUAUUUUGAGAGUCAAAAUAUACAGCCAGCUGUAUCUAAUGAACAGAACGUGCAAUCUGGAGCCCCUGAAGGGGCUUCGGGUGGUAAUUUUCCGGAUGUUGUAGCUCCAAAUUACGAAGCAGAAGCUUAG